UCGGUGUGCGGGAGCGUGCGAGUGGCGGGCGCGCUGGAUUUGCCGUCCAGCCGCCAGGACGUGGAGGAGGGGCCCGUGUGAGGCCGGGGCCGGCCCUGAGGGGAAAAAGCUUAACUGUGAAGAUGAUAGAUCCACUAGCAAACAACUUGUUUGAUCUUCCUGAGUAUGAUGCUACAGAAGAUGAAACAUUUCCACCUCUUCCACCUCCUUCCUCCCCAGGGAGAGAUGAUGUUGAAGGAGCCCUCAUCAAUGAAGAGCAAGAGGGAAAUAAACCAUCCCAAACGAAGGAUUCUACUGUGUCUACACAGAAAGCAGUUAAAAGGCCGCUACCUAAAUUAGAUGCUCAAAGGUUAAUUUCAGAGAGAGGACUUCCAGCCUUGCGACAUGUAUUAGAUAAUGCAAAAUUUAAGGGUAAAGGACAUGAGACAGAGGACUUGAAGACGCUUUUAAGACACAUGGAACACUGGGCUCAUAGACUGUUUCCGAAACUGCAGUUUGAUGAUUUCAUUGAGAGAGUAGAGUAUUUGGGAAAUAAAAAGGAAGUUCAAACCUGCUUAAAGCGAAUUAGACUUGAUCUUCCAAUUUUACAUGAAGAUUUUACAAGUAAUGAAGGUAGUAGAGGGGGAAAUAAUGGGCUCAAAAUGUCUCCUGAAGAAGAAUUAGACCUCUUUUCUGAAAACGUGAAGGAAGAAAUUUUUUCUCACUCAAGUACUGCCCUAACAGAGGAGCAACAGCGAAGAAUUGAGAGGAACCGGCAACUAGCCUUGGAAAGAAGGCAGGCAAAGAUGCAAUUUAACAGUCAGUCACAAGAAAAUGAUCUGUCUGCCACCCAGCCAAAUCAAAAGUUUAAAACAAUUGAGGAUCAGGAUCCAGAUGACCUGGCAGAAGUAGAAAUUCAAGCUGCUGAAGCCAAAGUUGCUGACAUGGAAGCUGUGGACAAAGAUAUACAACGUACAUGUGCAGAAGAAAUCAAAUAACCUUUCUGUCUGGAUACAAUGUUUUAGAAGGACCCAGAUAUCUUAAUAUGCUCAAGUGUCAUUGACUUCUCUUCCCCCCUACCCUUGGACAUUCUGUGGAAAUCUUAUUCAUGACAUUCUGUGUAGCUGGAGAAAAUUAAUCAGUUUCCCUGUGUAAAAAAACAGAUAUCAGCUUUAGUAGCUGUUUUCUUCAACACCUUAAUUCAGGAAAGGAACAUAACUAUUCUACAUUUCAACUGUUUUUUAAACUAGCUUUUUUCCCCCGUGUCAAAAGGUAUCAGUGAAAGUAGACAUUAAUUUCUUGGAACUA
Gopherus evgoodei (Goodes thornscrub tortoise) is the source of this 1287-nucleotide messenger RNA. RefSeq names its product TIMELESS interacting protein (gene TIPIN). The record is from RefSeq and is a predicted model, not a curated record. The transcript is spliced from 8 exons. Lineage: Eukaryota; Metazoa; Chordata; Testudines; Testudinidae. Bases 123 to 977 code for a protein of 284 amino acids. Gene Ontology annotation, cellular component: nucleus; replication fork protection complex. Gene Ontology annotation, biological process: replication fork arrest; replication fork processing; DNA damage response. Gene Ontology annotation, molecular function: DNA binding.